Molecule: messenger RNA, 1721 nt
Organism: Physcomitrium patens
Lineage: Eukaryota; Viridiplantae; Streptophyta; Bryopsida; Funariales; Funariaceae
Source: RefSeq, a predicted model, not a curated record
GAUCGACAAUCUCUUGUUUGCAGUUGUUCAGAUUUCCCCUCGACAAGCAAGAUCAGUGUUGGUGACCUUUCAACAGUACCGCUGGUGUUUUUUAAUGGAGUAUCUUGGUUGAGACGAGUACAAAUUUUUUAUUGGUUGGUUGCGAUUUCAUGCGAAGUGAAGGUUGUGAGUCUCGGUUGAGGACUAGCUGAGUUGGUUGCACAAGUAUUCUGCGUGCAAGGAUUCAGAGAAUUUUGCUGCUCACAGCCGCAACAUUCCGACCAUGGCCCGCAUCGUGGAAGGCAUCAAGGAACUAUUGAAGGGGAAAGAGGAACCAGAGUACGGUUACAGCAGUGCCUAUGUCCACCGCGAAGCUCCUGAAUCUGGCAGAUACUACAAGUACCCUGAGAGUUCCUCUUCGGAUGUGCGCAAUCGAUUCCGUAGGCCAUACGGGGAGGCUUUGGAUGGCUAUAACCGAACAGACUACAGCACAACAGAGUUGCGAGGCGUAUACGGCAGAGCAUAUGGAGGCAGUGAGCCAUUAUCUCGCGGUGAAGAGUACCGGAAGCCGUACCGUGAGGGCAGCGGUGAAUACCGAAAGUCCUCCGGUGGGCACAGGCGGGGGUUUGACGACUCGGUCAUAAUGUUCAGGGUACCCAUGUGCUGUGACAAGUGCAAGGAGAAGGUCGAGAUGGAGUUGGGUAAAAUCAAAGGGGUGGAGUCCGUUUACUGCGACCAGUACGCCUCUCGGGUUACGGUUAGGGGCGGGGGUAUCGACAUCGAUAAGUGCUUGAAGAGAGCUGAACAUGCUGUGAAGAAAAAAUGCAAGCUGAUCAGAAACGAAAAUGGUCAUAUUGGCGACAUAGACAACGACGAUGGAAAUUUCAAUUCAAGCCGUGGCAUGACUGUGGAUAGUACAAGAUCAGGGACAUACCAGAACAUGGGUAGGGGCAGAUCAAUCGACUACCGCCGGGACUUUGAACGAAGUGGCGGACAUGCACAGGCAAGCUCUGGCAGCCUGCAGAUCACCAGCCGACCCACCUUGGGAAGACUCCCCUCGUUCGCAGGCGGCAAGGUGAGUUACCAUGAUGGAGUCGGCCCAAGAGGCCAGGAUUACGAUGCAAAUGACUACAAUGGCUUUCGUCGAUUACCCUCCUUCAACAAACACCGACACAGCGAGGCUGAGUACAUAGCCGUCGUUCCGGACCAACGACCUCAAUUGUGGAGCAAUCACCGAGAUUACUACACAUUUCGCCGCAUCCCGUCCUUCAACCGGCACCGGCAUCACGACGCCGAGUACAUCAUCGCUCCAGAUCGCGAGUACACCCCUCUCACAUUCGUCGAGAACUCUGGUAGCUCCUAUACCACAGUUCUCAAUGACCAGCCAAUGUAUCGAUCUCAGGUGUCAUUCUCUAGGCUUCCCAUAAGCAACCCAAAUUACGUGAAGCACAUCGACGGCGUCGCGAUGUACUCCGACAGCGGACGGUAAUUGUUGUCGUGAUGAGGCAGUCCUCAAUGUUCUGUACACCAUGUUAACGUCCUCGGAGUUUCCACCGCCCCUUGAACGAAGUUGCCUGUCGUUAGCGGUCAGUAUUCAGUAGCCUUUGUCCACCAAUCUCAUCUUUGUUUAUCGUAUUUAAGUCGCUCAAUAACUUCCUCAAUCAACCUGCGAUGGACAGUAAUGUAGUACAAUUCUUUGUCAAACAGAAAUAAAGAUGUUUCGGUGUUGUGUGUUUAUGCAA